This is a messenger RNA of Maniola jurtina (meadow brown), 1916 nucleotides long. RefSeq names its product solute carrier organic anion transporter family member 4C1-like. The transcript has 14 exons. Lineage: Eukaryota; Metazoa; Arthropoda; Insecta; Lepidoptera; Nymphalidae. Bases 74 to 1792 code for a protein of 572 amino acids. Gene Ontology annotation, cellular component: membrane. Gene Ontology annotation, molecular function: protein binding. The record is from RefSeq and is a predicted model, not a curated record. Gene Ontology annotation, biological process: transmembrane transport; sodium-independent organic anion transport.
UGACUACCCGUAAAAUACCUACCUAAGAAUGCAACAGUAAUUUUUAUUUACAUGAGAUUGCGAUAUUCCAAAAAUGUCGUUGCUGGUUGGAGGUUCAACAAUAUGUGCAAAAGUGCUGGAGCGUGUGAAGUCAUGGAUCAACCCGAAGAGCUUCAACGUCGCAAGGUUCAGAGGCAUUGUGAUGGGUGUGAUGAUUGGGACCACCCUGGGUGAAAUAUGCGCUUAUAAGCUUUUGCAGCAGGAUACCAGGGCUGGGGACCUUCCUGCUUAUACCAUUGAUGUAACCAUAUUAGUCGUAGCUUUGUUUGAAGUUUUGGUGGCACCAUUCGUAUCCUGGUGGGGCUUCAAGAACCGGCGCUCGCUUCUGAUUGGCUACACCACUGUCACACUUGUGAUCUUUCUUUCGUGGUACUUUUUGCCUGGCCAUGGCAACAGAGAAGAAUCAGAGUUUUGCAACGGAACGAACGACACCGCGUUCCAUGGUGUUCCAGCGACAACCGUCGCGAGGCUGAUCAUCAUCAUCCUUAGCUGUAUCACCUUCGUGCUGACUCGCGUCGCGUGGUGGAGCCACGGCAUCGCUUACUGCGACGAAUUCGCGCCUGAGAGAACUAGCGUGCAUUAUGCACUAGUCCUGCUGGCCAGAGUUAUACCGAUGAUUCUGGGCCACAGGCUCCUGACCAACGACGUGGACAACAAUAUGACGAUACAAACUGUGUUCAUGAUGGUCGGCUUCACGCCCAACCUGGUGCAGCUGUUUCUGCUCCUGCCCAAAACUGCGCCCAAGGUGAAGGGAGUGCAGAAGACUGCGUUACCUGAUGAGCAUAGGGAUUUCUUUACAAGCAUCAGUCGCGUGUGCUCCAACCCCCUGGCGACGUCGCAAAUGUUCGCCAUGGGGCUGAUGUCGGCGGCGCUGUUUAGCUACAUGCACAACGAGGUCCUUGUUGUUAAGGUGAAAUUCAACUUGGUUCCCGAAAGGAAUGGGACAGUCAACGUUGCAGAGUUAUUCCAGUACAUCUUUCUAAUGUUUGUUGUGGGGUUUGCCGGCAAUCUGUAUGCUAAGCCGAUUUCGACGGAGUUCCGCAGCGCAGCCGUCAUGAAACAGAUCAUCCGGUCGACAAUCUUCGUGAUCAUCUUUUACGUUCUCUUGACCCUUGCAGUUCGCUGCGAUCAUGGUUAUGUUUCCGGAUUAAGCAACGAUAGCUAUGGCAAUCCUGAAUGCAGCCUCUCUUGUGGGUGUGAGCCCCGCAUGCGCGAGUUUGAGCCGGUGUGCGUGGUGGACGACAUGGUCACCUACGUGUCGCCGUGCCAGGCGGGCUGCGGGGGACAGGAGUUCGUCCACGGCAUUAGGUCAUACACAAACUGCACGUGCUCGGAGAGUGGCCGCGCCGUGGUGGGAGCGUGCAGCGACGUGUCCUGCACGCAGGCCUACCGACUUCACAGCAUGAUGCUGCUCGUCAUUGUCGUUUUUACACUGCUAACCUUGCAUGCCCAAGGAGUUCUUCUGCUGCGGACGGUGGACCCACGGGACCGGUCUGUGGUGAUGGGGAUGACAUGGUCCAUGGUCACUCUCAUGACUUUCGUGUGCGGGUACAUGCUAUUUAUAGGCAUUAACGUGGCUACCUGCCGAUGGUUUGACUUCGAAGGAAAACAGUGUCACUUGCAGACCAGCAAAUACCCUUACCACGUCGGCGGCACCUGCACCUUCCUGGCUCUCAUAUCGCUCUUGAUCAGUAUCAUGUCUACUUUCUCCAUACAAAAAGCGAAUAAAAGUAUAGAGAAUACCAGAUUAUAGUGUGUUUAAAAAUAAUAUUGAAUAGUUAAUUUAAAAAAAAUGUCAUUUGUUGGUAAUAUCGUGAAUGAAAGUGAUUGAUGUAAAUAUCAUAAUUUUAGUGUAAAAUAAUGUAAAAUAACUAGAU